GUUUUUUUGUUUAGUUAUAAUUUUACAGUUUAUGAUUUUAUAUAUUUUUUAAAAAAUAAAAAAUAAAUAUUAUCAAAUUGGGUUAAAAAUUGGAUAUUUUGUACAAAAGAAAGAAAGUAGUAGAACACGGAGCAAACCUCGCUUGUCCCUCACGAAUGCGCCAUUACAUUGCGUCAACUCCAGCCACCAUCCUCCGCCGUCUCCUCCCGCCGUGCACGUGCACUCCACCGCAUCAACACUCUUCGAAUCUUCAUCUUUCUCUCUCUCUAUCUCACUGUCUUCCUUCCAAUCUCACACAAACACACAUUACAUUCUCUGAUACACAUACAUCUCUGUGUUUUUUCACGCAAACACUCUCUCACUUUCUACAUCUGUAACGGUAUAUCUAUAUCUCGGGCACACAAAGGGGCGAAGGGGAAGCCACUUGAUUCGGAUUCCCUACCCCUAUAAUGUGAUUUGUAGCCGCGAGAUGCACGCUAAAAAUCGGCUCCCCAGCAGUGGACACAAUACCCCGUCGCCACCGGCCUCCCCCCUUCGCUCCCCUCGUCUCCGACAUCCCCGCUCCGGAAAAACCGCCGCUCGAUUUGUUGUUGGUGUUAAUCGUUCAAUCACACAACGUAUUGCGUGGAUCGUACUAACCUUUCUAUUACGUCGCCAGGGGGUUUUCCUUUUCGCCCCUCUUCUCUACAUCUCUGGUAUGCUGUUUUACAUGGGGACUGUCUCUUUUGACGUCGUUCCCGAUGUAAUCAAGUCUCGGAGGGCUCCAGGGUCAGUGUACAGGAGUCCAGAACUCUAUGCUAAGCUUCGACACGAGAUGGAUGCCGACAAUUCGUCAUCCGAUGCGAUGUCAACCAUAUGGAAACAUGCUAAAGGUGGUGACUGGAGGCCUUGUAUAAACAAGUUUUCAGGAGGUUUGCCAGAGUCAAAUGGAUACAUAUAUGUUGAAGCAAAUGGUGGCUUGAAUCAACAAAGAACAUCGAUUUGCAAUGCAGUUGCUGUGGCAGGCUAUCUUAACGCGACACUUGUCAUUCCAAAUUUUCAUUUCCAUAGCAUUUGGAGAGAUCCCAGUAAGUUUAGUGACAUAUAUGAUGAAGAAUUUUUCGUUAAAACAUUGGAAAAUGACGUACGGAUAGUUGACACUGUACCUGGAUACCUAAUGGAAAGGUUUGACCGGAAUUUGACCAAUGUUUUCAACUUCAGAAUAAAAGCAUGGGCACCUGUUCAGUACUACAGGGAUACAGUUCUUCCAAGGCUUCUAGAAGAAAAGUUCAUAAGGAUUUCCCCAUUUGCAAACCGAUUAUCAUUUGAUGCACCUCCUGAAGUUCAACGCCUUCGAUGUUUAGCAAAUUAUGAAGCUUUAAGAUUUUCAAGCCCUUUAUUGACAAUGGGUCAAACUUUAGUUUCAAGAAUGAAAGAACGGAGUAAAAUCAAUGGUGGAAAAUACAUUUCUGUCCAUCUACGCUUUGAGGAGGACAUGGUUGCUUUUUCUUGCUGUGUAUAUGAUGGUGGAUCAAAAGAGAGUGAAGAUAUGGUAGCUGCAAGAGAGAGGGGGUGGAAAGGUAAAUUCACAAAACCUGGUAGAGUUAUUCGGCCUGGAGCCAAUAGGGUAAAUGGAAAAUGUCCCCUCACACCUCUAGAGGUUGGGUUGAUGCUUAGAGGAAUGGGAUUUGAUAAAAGCACAUCCAUUUUUCUUGCUUCCGGAAGAAUAUAUGAUUCAGAAAGACACAUGGCUCCGCUUCUAGAAAUGUUUCCCCUUUUACAAACCAAGGAGAUGUUAGCAUCUUCCGAGGAAUUAGCGCCGUUUAAGAACUAUUCUUCUAGAAUGGCUGCUAUAGAUUACACUGUGUGUCUACAUAGCGAAGUAUUUGUGACAACACAAGGUGGAAACUUCCCUCAUUUUUUAUUGGGACAUAGAAGAUAUCUCUUUAAUGGACAUUCAAAGACAAUUAGACCCGAUAAACGAAAGUUAGCAGUAUAUUUUGACAACCCCAAGAUCGGGUGGAGAACGUUUAAAAGGCACAUGUUAAGCAUGCGAGUUCAUAGCGACUCGAAAGGAAUUGAACUGAAAAGGCCAAACGACUCCAUAUAUUCAUUUCCGUGUCCAAAUUGCAUGUGUCGUGCAAAUAAAACAGAAGAUUCGAGAACAGUACCUCCGAUAAUGAUGAAGGAAAAUGAAAAGGUGGUGGGUGGUUUAGAACAGGAAUUUGUACAUGAUUCAAGAACCAGAUAG
This is a messenger RNA of Lactuca saligna, 2230 nucleotides long. The record is from the annotation of a GenBank genome assembly. NCBI's taxonomy places the organism in Eukaryota, Viridiplantae, Streptophyta, Magnoliopsida, Asterales, Asteraceae.